ACAAAAUGGCGUUGUGCAAUAAACCUGUACCUAAAAAGAUAAAAACCGAAAAAAUCGAUGACUACCCAGUGGAUCUUGUAAAAAGCUUUCGAGAUCUAAAUGAUGCUAAUUACGACACACAGCUAAACGGACUCAGAGAGACUCCAAAUAGUUUACAUUGUUGGAUUUGUGGCGUUGAAAAAAAUAUCAAGACUUUAACGAUAAAAGAUUUUGAUAUUUUCGAUGAUGGGCUUCGAGGACAUCAACUAUGUGGACUUCGAUGUGAUAGAGAGAAACCCCAUUUUGUUGGUUUAAAAGUCGCUGGAAGAUGGUGGAAUAUUGAAGAAAUUUUAUCAUCUGAGAGCAAUCCAAGGAAUGGAUUGAUGGAAAUCAAGACACUUGGUGAUAGACUGUUGCUUUCUGUUCUCAAUACGAUAGUUUACAAUCAGCAUGAAAAAGCAUCUGAAGAACCAAUGUUUGAAUCUCAUCCUCCUAACGAGGCCGGGAAAAUCAUGUGGCAGUCUGGAAAAGCAGUAGGGUUUUAUACAGUCAAAAAGAAAGGUAAACUAAUCUCUCACUUCUUGCCAGAAGUCUGGGAGAUGAACAUGCUGGAUACGAUUUUUGUGAGAAAAGACUACCGCUCCAAAGGCCUUGCAAAACAUAUGGUUGAAGAUUUCAUUGAUGAUUUCCCUAAGGAAUAUAUUGGAUUCUCGUAUCCUUUGACAGUACCAUUGACAUCUAUUUGUUUCAAUAUAUUAAAGAGAAGAAAGGAAGAUAGGGAUAGGGUUUGGGAAUGUAGAGAACCAGGUGGAAUGCAUGGUAGGAUUAAUUUAUGGAGGUCUUUAAAAGCUGAUAAAAUGUUGAAGUCUUCUUGAAGUGUUUCUGUAAGUUAAUUUUUGGAGGGACAAGAUACAUGGGUACAUGAGAGAGGA
Molecule: messenger RNA, 911 nt
Organism: Actinia tenebrosa (Australian red waratah sea anemone)
Lineage: Eukaryota; Metazoa; Cnidaria; Anthozoa; Actiniaria; Actiniidae
Product: soluble lamin-associated protein of 75 kDa-like
Molecular function (GO): acyltransferase activity, transferring groups other than amino-acyl groups
Source: RefSeq, a predicted model, not a curated record